UAGUCAAAGGCAAGUUAGCGCUGAAAAGAGCAUUUGCUCGUUUCCGUAUCAUAGACAUUAACACCAGGGUCGGAUUUAGCUGUAGCCUAUGUUGAGGUGAAGUUGAAGUGAACAGCCAAAGUCAGGAGCCGACCUUUUCGACUGGAGAUGGAAAAAGUGUUGUCUUGAGCGGGAGAGAAGAAGAGAAGAGAAUUGAAGAGAGAGAGAAAGGGAGAAAAAAAUAAACUAACCUACCUAUAGCCCUAGUGACGCAUCACAGCAGGACAUUUGACAGAAUCUAAAAUCAUUCAACCCAAGACGGAUACGGACGAGGCAGUGUGGAGCAGGCAAUGUUGUGGAGUGUGGGUUUCAGUGGCAGGAUGACGGUGGCCAAGCUUCUCCUAUCCUUCUUCAUCCUAAACUCCUUUUGCGAAGCCUCCAACCAGCCUCCACGCUUCCAGAACUACUUUUUCCACUCCUAUCUUCUCAUCUACGAGAACACACCAGUCGGCACAUCAGUAACCCAGCUGCAGGCGGAGGACCCAGACCAGGAGCCCCUCAUUUUCGGGGUAGUGGGAGAGGAGGCCAUGAGGUACUUUGCAGUGGAGAGAGACACUGGAGUAGUGUGGCUACGACAGCACCUGGACCGCGAGACCAAGUCGGAGAUGCAGGUGGAGUUCUCUGUGAGUGACAGCCAAGGGGUGGUCAAAGACACAGUGAAUAUUCAGAUAGGAGAUGUGAAUGACAACUCCCCUACUUUCCAUGGCCAGCCAUACACAGUACACAUUGCAGAGAACACUCCAGUGGGCACCUCAGUCUACCAGGUGAAUGCCACAGACCCAGACCAAGGCACGGGGGGCAGUGUGCUCUUCUCUUUCCAGCCCCCCUCUUCCUUUUUCUCCAUCGAUGGAGCCCGUGGUACAGUCACUGUCACCAGGGCUCUGGAUUAUGAGACCACAUCGGCCUACCAGCUCACUGUCAAUGCCACGGACCAGGAUAAGAAGCGCCCUCUGUCCAGUCUAUCUAAUUUAGCCAUCACCAUCACUGAUGUUCAGGACAUGGACCCCAUCUUUACCAACCUACCCUACAGCACCAACAUAGGGGAGGACGUCCCACCGGGCUAUGAAGUGCGCAAGAUAAGAGCCAUUGACCAGGAUCUGGGGAGACCGAGAGGCAUCGGCUACACCAUCAUCUCAGGCAACACCAACAGCAUAUUUGCUCUGGCCUACAUCAGUGGCUCUUUGACUGUGAAUGGACAGCUGGACAGAGAGAACCCCCUCUACUCAUCCGGAUUCACUCUAACCGUCAAGGGCACAGAGUUGAAUGAUGACCGUACCCCGACUGAUGCCUCGGUGAUGACCACCUUCACCAUACUGCUGAUUGACAAGAACGACAACGCGCCCAAGUUCAACAGCUCCGAGUACCGAGUGCGUAUCACUGAGCUGGCCCAGGUGGGUUUUGCCCUACCCCUCUUCAUCCAGGCUGAGGACAAGGAUGAGGGAGUGAACAGUAUGUUUCAGGUGUUCCUAACAGGGAACAACUCGGAUCACUUCACCAUUUCACCCACAGCGGUGCAGGGCCGUGCUGAUAUCAGGAUGAGGGUGGAUGUGCCUCUGGACUACGAGAACAUCCAAAGAUACAGCUUCUCUCUAUAUGCCAAUGAGUCCAUGUCAGAACAUGUGGGUUUUGCCCAUAUCUACAUUGACCUGAUCAAUGAGAAUGACAACCGGCCCAUCUUCCUUAAAUCCCUGUAUAACAUCAGUCUGCCUGAGAACACACCCAGAGGAACCUCCCUCCUACGCAUCCAGGCUAUAGACGGUGACUUUGGCACGUUUGGGACAGUGCGGUAUUACUUCAGUGAUGAGCCUGACCAGUUUUCAUUGGACUCUGAGACAGGCUGGGUGCAUCUGUGGGGCAAUCUGGACUAUGAGCUGAUGCGUCGAUUCACUCUGACCGUGCUGGCCCGGGACGGGGGUGGAGAGGAGACCACAGGCAGGCUGUGGGUCAACGUUCUGGAUGUCAAUGACAACACACCCCUUUUCCAGAAGGAGGCCUACAUGGGCUCACUGAGAGAGAACGAACAGGCCGCGCAACAGGUGGCCCGAGUCAGGGCAACAGAUGAGGACUCUCCCCCUAACAACUUCCUGACCUACACCCUCACAUCAGUGUCUGCGUUCCGUGGUUACUUCAGAAUCACCAUGGUGGAGGGCUACGCAGUGAUCAGUGUGAACAGCCCUCUGGACUAUGAGAUGGUCCCUGAAGGAAUGAUCUACCUGACUGUGAUGGCUAAAGACGGCGGGAACCCAUCCCUUAACAGCAGUGUCUCUGUCACCGUCGAGCUGUUUGAUGAGAAUGACAACCCGCCAAAGUUCAGCAAGCCGUCCUACCUCGUCAAGAUCCCUGAGAACAUAAUUGCAGGGGCGACGGUUGUGUUUGUGAAUGCCACUGAUCUGGACGCCUCCCGGGAGUUUGGACAGGCCUCACUCAUCUACUCCCUACAGGGCUCCUCCCAGUUCCGCCUCAACACACGAUCAGGAGAGAUAACCACUACAGCCUUACUGGACAGAGAGCUGAAGUCAGAGUACAUCCUGAUUGUUAGAGCUGUGGAUGGAGGGGUGGGGCCACUGCAAAAGACUGGCAUUGCCACGGUGAACAUCACCAUCCUGGACAUAAAUGACAAUUCCCCCAUGUGGCGAGACGAGCCCUACCACGCCAACGUGGUGGAGAUGAGCCCCAUCGACACUGACGUCAUCUCUGUGCUAGCGAUAGACCCAGAUGUUGGGGACAAUGGGACAGUGGUGUACAGCAUCAGCCCAGAGAACCCCUUCUACACCAUCAACAGCAGCACAGGCAAGAUCAGGACCAGCGGGGCCGUGCUGGACAGAGAGAGGUCCAACCCAAAAGACAUCCUGCUCAUGAGGACCAUCAUCGUGUCUGCUGUCGAUCUUGGCAGACCUCCACUGCGUUCCUCAGUCAGCACCACGGUGUACGUCAACUUGCUGGACCUUAAUGACAAUGACCCCAUCUUCCUUAACCUGCCCUUUUUGGCCGAGGUGCCAGAGGGCCUGCCUAGUGGAUCCUCUGUGUUCAAGAUCCAGGUGGAGGACCCUGAUCAGGAGGAGAAUGGUAUGGUUACCAUGGGGCUACUGGUGGGCAUGCCACGCGUUGAUUUUUAUCUCAACACCACCACGGGUGUGCUGUACUCAACGGCAACUCUGGACCGCGAGCAGAUUAGCCUGUACCAACUGAGGAUCGUGGCGUACGACCAAGGGCAGAACCCACGCACCUCCACCAGCACCCUUACCAUCACAGUCCUAGAUACCAACGACGAGACCCCCACCUUCUUCCCCAAGGUGUACAACGUGUCCCUGCAGGAGAGCGUCCCCAGGGACCAUGUGGUGGCUCGCCUCAACUGCUCCGACAAUGAUGCUGGCCUUAACGCCGAGCUCAGCUACUUCAUCACAGGUGGUAACCAGGAUGGUAAAUUCAGUGUUGGCUUCAGAGAUGGUGUGGUUCGGACUGUGGUUGGCUUGGACAGAGAGACACAGGCUACAUACUCACUUGUCAUAGAGGCUAUCGACAAUGGUCCAGCAGGCAGCAGGAGGACAGGCACAGCCACAGUGUUUGUAGAAGUACUGGACGUGAACGACAACAGACCCAUCUUCCUCCAGAACAGCUACGAGACCAGCAUACUGGAGAAUGUCCCCAUAGGAUCCAGCAUCCUGCAGGUGCAGGCCACAGAUUCAGACCAGGGGGAGAACGGCAGGGUUCUGUACAGGAUCCUCUCUGGCAACAGUAAGGGUCUGUUCAGAAUUAAUGAGCUGUCGGGGCUUGUGAUGCGGGGCCAGAGAGCUCUGGACAGAGAGAGCAGCAGCUCCCAUGUGCUGGAGGUGGAGGCCUACAACAGUGACCAGGGCAGGAUGAGGAGCUCCGUACGGGUGAUAGUGUAUGUGGAGGAUGCCAAUGACGAGGCACCAGUGUUCACCCAGCAGCAGUACAACCGCCUGGGUCUGAGGGAGACCGCUGGCAUUGGCACCUCUGUCAUCGUAGUACGAGCUACAGACCCCGACACUGGUGACGGCGGGGCAGUGGCCUACGCCCUGGACUCCGGCUCCGAUCGUAAGUUUGAUGUGGAUGUGAGCACGGGCCUGGUGACCACUGUAGACUACCUAGACUACGAGACCAAGACCAGCUACCUGAUGAAUGUGUCGGCUACCGACCAGGCGCCACCAUUCCACCGUGGCUUCUGCAUGGUCUAUGUGACCUUACUUAAUGAGCUGGACGAGGCAGUGGCGUUCUUCUCUGCGGGCUACGAGGUGUCACUCCUGGAGAACAUUGCCACAGGAACGGAGGUGGUGCAGGUGCAGGCACAGUCGGCGGACAACCUCAACCAGCUGUCGUAUCGCUUUGACCCGGACACAUCACCAGCCGCCCUUGCCCUCUUCAAGAUCGACAGUAUCACGGGCCGUAUCACAGUCACAGGGCUGCUGGACAGGGAGAAGGGGGACCUCUACACCCUGACUGUAGUGGCUGACGAUGGGGGACCCAAAAAAGACUCCACUGUGAAGGUGUCAAUCACCAUACAGGAUGAGAAUGACAACAGUCCAGAGUUUGAUAUCACAUCUGAUUCAUUGGUGGAGAUUCCAGAGAACACACCCAUCGGGAAGAGAGUGGCUGUGGUGCUUGGGCGCGACAAAGAUGCUGGGAAAAAUGGACUGGUGUACUUCAGGCUGGUGGCAGGGAACAUGCAGGAUGUGUUUGAGAUCCGGACAGUGAACCACACCUAUGGAGAGAUCUACGUCAACUCCCCUCUGGACCGAGAGUCUGUUGACCGCUACCUGCUCAAGGUGCGUGCUAUGGACAGCGGUGUGCCUCCCCGCUACAGAGACCUCACUCUAAUCAUCAACAUCCUGGACGUCAAUGAUAACACACCCGUCAUUGAGAGACAGGUGGGCUACAAUGUCAGUAUCAGCGAGAAUGUGGGAGGAGGUACGUCCGUCCUGCGCGUGGUGGCCACAGACCGUGACAUCGGGCCCAACGCCAUGCUCUUCUACUACAUCACCUCGGGUAACAAGGAUCUCACCUUCCGGAUGGACCGCAUGACCGGUGAGAUGGUGACACGACCAUCCCCACCUGACCGCGAGCGCCAGCAGGAGUACCGGCUGAUCAUGAUGGUGGAGGACGACGGCACGCCGUCACUAUCGUCAUCGACUACCAUCUACGUUCGUAUAGUGGAUGAGAACGACAACGCGCCAGAGUUUCCAGAGGAAGAGUAUGUGACGGUGCUGAGUGAGGGCCCCAACACCGUGGGUGCCAUUAUUGCCACGGUAACUGCCAUCGACCCAGACGAGGGCCUCAAUGGCACCCUGCGAUAUGCCAUCGACCACGGAAACCUGGACAUCACCUUUCACAUCAAUCACACUACCGGACGGAUUGUUGCAGUGAAGGAGCUGGACUUUGAGAUCAGCAAUGGACACUACGCACUUAUCGUCACAGCAACGGACCAGUGUCCUAUCCAUGCCCUCCGCCUGACUUCCAGCACCACGGUGUUGGUGAAUGUCCUGGAUGUGAACGAUGUGACCCCCACCUUCACCAAGCCCUAUGAGGGGCCCUUUGAGAUAACAGAGGGCCAGCCGGGGCCUCGGGUCUGGACCCUCAAGGCCAUCGACCAGGACUCUGGGCUCAACGGCAAAGUGGAGUACAGCAUCACUGCCGGAGACCCCCAGAAUGAGUUUGUGGUAUCUCCAGUGGAGGGAGAGCUGCGUGUGAGGAGAGAUGUGGAGCUGGACAGAGAGACCACACCCUUCUACAACAUCACUGUCAUGGCCAAAGACCUGGGCAACCCACCACGCAUCAGCAUGGUAUGUUCAUACACAUACACUUAUAUGAACACAACACAUGUGUGCAUCCACACACUAAGACCAAGUGUGACACUAUCCUGUGUCCUCUCCAUCUCCCAGGUGGUGGUGGGUGUCCAUGUGCUGGACAUCAAUGACAACGACCCCAUGCUGUUGAACCUGCCCCACAACACCAGUGUGAGAGAGGGGGCGUCCAUCCACACUUUGGUGACUACGGUCCAAGCACGGGACAUGGACAGUGGACGCAAUGCCCUGCUCACCUACAACAUCACUGCCGGAAACCACGAUGGAGCUUUCUACAUCAAUGACACUACAGGGAUGGUGCAGGUGAACAGGCCUCUGGACAGAGAAAGGGUGGGGGAGUACAGACUGACCAUCACUGUUAAAGACAACCCUGAGAAUCCCCGCAUCGCUCGCCGGGACUCAGACAUGCUGGUGAUCACAGUUCUGGAUGAUAAUGACAACAGGCCCAUAUUCACACAGACCAGCUACCGGGCUGAGAUCACUGAGAACUCCCCCUCAGGUACCAAUGUCACUGGCAGUGCUGUGUCAGUGUUGAAUGGACCAGUGUUGGCUGAGGACAAAGACAUUGGGCCCAACGCUGUGGUCAGGUACCGUCUGCUGGGAACAAGACUGGACCUCUUCACUGUGGACUCUGAUACAGGUGUAGUUCGUGUGCGACAGAAGGCUCUGUUGGACCGCGAGGCAUUUGUGGAGCCGCGCGUGGAGCUGCUCCUGGUGGGGGAGGAUGUGGGAGGACUCAACAGCAGCGUGCCCCUCACUGUGACAAUCAUGGACCAGAACGACAACCCUCCUGUCUUUAACCCCCCCAGCCUCACUGUGCACCUCCCUGAGAACAGCCCCACUGGUGUGGUGGUGACCCAGCUGUCUGCCAGUGACGCUGAUUCAGGCUCUAAUGCCUGGCUGCUUUACCGGCUGGAGAGUGGUGCCCAGGACCGCUUCGUAGUUGACUCCCUCUCUGGUGCCGUCCUGGUGGGAAACUCCACCCUUGACCGCGAGGAGCGUGGCUCCUACCGCCUGGUUGUCGUGGCUACUGACCGUGGCACACCCUCAUUGUCGGGCACGGCGACCCUGUCGGUCAUCCUGGAUGAUGUCAACGACUCACGACCACGUUUCCUGGAACCCGUGACAACUAUUAACAUAAACGAGUCUACACCACCGGGCGUGGUGGUGGCAACGCUCGCCGCGAAGGACCCUGACCUACAACCCCGGCUGGAAUAUUACAUCAUCUCUGUGGAGGCGAAGGAUGAUGGAAAUAACCCUGUUGUUGGGCUGCAAGAGUCAUUCGGCAUCGAUUUCCACACGGGUGCUGUGUUUGUGCGUAACCCACUCAACAGAGAGCUGGUGGCCACCUUUGAGAUUCUUGUGUCGGUGCAUGACAACGCCAGUGAUGUCAUUGACAUGUCAGUCAGCGUACCUAAUGCGAGACUGAUAGUGAACGUGCUGGAUGUGAAUGACAACGCCCCGCGGUUCAGACCCUUUGGAGUGGCCAACUUCUCAGAGAAGAUUCUGGAAGGCGCUCAGCCAGGCACCACUCUGCUGUCAGUGUCAGCUGUGGACCCAGACAAAGGCCCUAACGGACAGGUCAUCUACCAGCUGCUACACCUGCCCAGAGGGGACUACCUCAGACUGGAGGACCCAUCAACUGGUAAGAUCGUAGCCUACCGGACGGUGGACUUUGAGCAGGUGCAGUGGCUGAACUUCACAGUGAGAGCCCAGGACCACGGCAGUCCACCCAAAGUGGCUGAGCUUCCUGUCUACCUGCGUAUAGUAGAUGUCAAUGAUAACAACCCUAUCUUUACACAACCCUCUUACCAGAAGCCAGUGUUUGAGGAUGUUGACUUGGGUACGGUCAUAGUGAGAGUCAGAGCCACAGAUGCAGACUCUGGCCUCUUCUCUGUCAUCGAGUACAGCCUAGUAGAUGGAGAGGGCAAGUUUGGCAUCACUCCCUCCACUGGUGACAUCUACAUUCUGUCUCCACUGGACAGAGAGACUAAAGACCACUUCACCCUGACAGCCAUCGCUAGGGACAACCCUGGCGGCAGCUCCAACAACCGACGAGAGAACUCUGUUCAGGUCUUGGUGACCGUUCUGGAUGUGAAUGACUUCCGACCGCGUUUCUCAGAGCGGGCCUUUGAGACCAGUGUAUUUGAGAACGAGCCCAGUGGGACGUCUGUGAUCACGCUGACUGCCACUGACUUGGACGAGGGGCAGAACGGCCUGCUCUCUUACAGCAUGCAGGGCCCGGGGGCAGAUGCCUUCUCUCUGGAUGCUGACACAGGUCUGGUGCGUUCUCUCCGUCUGCUGCAGUCCUUUGAGCACUUUAACUUGACGGUGGUGGCUACAGACCAGGGAAGACCACCCCUCUGGGGCACCGCCACCUUACACAUCAUCAUCAUAGACGUCAACGACAACAGGCCCAUGUUCGUCAGGCCCACCAACGGCACCAUCAUGCACAUCAUGGAGGAGCAGCCCCCAGGCCUGCUGGUGUAUGAGGUGUUUGCAACAGAUGGGGAUGAAGGGGUGAAUGGAGAGGUGCGCUAUGCCUUCCUCCAGACAGGAGCUGGGAACAGAGACUGGGAUAACUUCCACAUUGAUGCUAUUACAGGAGUCAUCACCACCGCCAUCAAACUGGACCGAGAGAAGCAAGCCCUGCACAGUCUGAUUGUUGUGGCCUAUGACCUGGGUCAGCCCGUGCCUUAUGAGACCACCCAGUCCUUACAGGUUGCGCUGUUGGACAUUGAUGACAACGAGCCUGUCUUCUUUAAGCCCCCGCGAGGCAGCCUGCCGUACCAGACUCUGUCUGUGGCAGAGCACUCUACUCCAGGGACAGUAGUGGGUAACGUGACAGGAGCUGUGGACGCAGAUGAAGGCUCAAACGCUGUAGUCUACUUCUUCAUAGCAGGGGGAGAUAAUGAAGGUAACUUUGGCCUGAGCCCAGGGGGCGUACUGAAGGUGAAGAAGGAUCUGGAUCGUGAGGACAUCUCAGUGUACUCCAUCAUCAUCAAGGCCUCCAGCCACAGGAACUGGGCCCCCGCUAGGGGUCAAAGGUCAGCCUGGGGAAGAGCACUUGACCCCAGCCGUGACCCAACCCUGCAGGAGGUCAGAAUCUACCUGGAGGACAUCAACGACCAACCACCACGCUUCACCAAGCUAGAGUACACUACAGGUGUGGCUGCUGAUGCCAAGGUAGGCUCAGAUCUGAUUCGGGUACAGGCCAUAGACAACGAUGUAGGGAACAACAGUCUGGUGCUGUACCAUGUCCUGUCCAUCCGCUACAUUAAACUCCAGUCCAAUGACACUGAGGACAUAGGAAACAGCUUCAUCAUAGGAGAGACAGAUGGGAUCAUCCGUACCUAUGACCUGUUCACGGCUUACGACCCGGGCUACUUCGUGGUGGAGGUGUUGGCACGGGACCUGGCGGGCCACAGUGAUAUCGCCAUGGUGGGCAUCUACAUCCUGCGGGACGACCAGCGGGUGAAGAUCGUCAUCAACGAGAUACCAGAGCGGGUACGACAGUUCCAGGAGGAGUUUAUCAACCUGCUGUCCAACAUCACCGGAGCCAUAGUCAACACGGAUGAUGUGCAGUUCCACGUGGACAAGAAGGGCAGAGUGAACUUUGCCCAGACAGAUGUGCUCAUACACGUGGUCAACAAGCACACCAACCGCAUCCUGGAUGUGGAAAAGGUGAUUCAGAUGAUUGAUGAGAACAAGGAACAGCUGAAGAACCUUUUCAGGAAUUACAACAUCCUGGAUGUCCAGCCUGCCGUCAGCGGGAGAGCACCUGAUGACCUCACUACGCUACAGAUGGCCAUCAUUAUCUUAGCUGUGUUGCUCUUCUUGGCAGCCAUGUCAUUCAUCUUCAUGAACUGGUACUAUCGCACAGUACACAAGAGGAAGCUGAAAGCAAUUGUAGCAGGAUCCACAGGGAAGCAAGGUCUCAUGGACAUCCUGGAUUUACCCAACACCAAUAAAUACUCAUUUGAGGGGGCCAACCCUGUGUGGCUAGACCCAUUCUGUCGGAACCUGGAGCUAGCUGCCCAGGCAGAGCAUGAAGACGACCUGCCGGAAAACCUCAGUGAGAUCACUGACCUGUGGAACAGCCCCGUGCCUACUCACGGAACAUUUGGCCGCAAGCCUCAAGCCAAGCCUGAGGAUGACCGUUACCUGAGAGCAGCCAUCCAGGAGUAUGACAACAUCGCCAAGCUGGGCCAGAUCAUGAGGGAGGGGCCCGUUAAGGGCACAUUGCUCAAUGUGGUUCUGGACGACUACCUGAGGCUCAAAAAGCUCUUUGCAGCCAGACUGGUCACCAAGUCGACCAGCCAAGGCGACCAAUCGUCAGUCACAGAGCUGAUCCAGAGUGACCUGGAUGAUGACGAGGAUGAGCGAGUGGGCAUGGGUGGCAGCUGGGGCACGCUGCGCUUCAAACACAAGCUCCCCGUAGAGAUGAGAGGACCCGAAGGCGUGCACGUUGUUCACGGCAGCAUGGGCACGCUCCUGACCUCUGACCUCAACAGUCUGCCUGAGGACAACCAGCUGGCCCUGGCGCGCUCCAUGGAGGCGCUUAACGCCACCGACAGGGGGCUGUACACCGAGCGCAAUGCCCGUACUGAGUCGGCCAAGUCCACGCUGCUGCACCAUAACAACAAGGUUGAUGACACACUGUCCGAGAGCCCGCUGGAGAUCACAGAGUUAUGACUAGCCUCGCUGGUCUGAGAAGAUCCACCACUGAGUGGAGUGUCCUCCUGUCCCUCUGACUCUUCCUCGAUCCUCUCCUCAUAGACUGAGUGUCAGACACUGACCACUGUGACCAGUAUACAGCCAGGAGAGAUUUUGGAAAGCGGGCAGAGGGCCAGGGGUUGGAGGAGGUGGAGUGUGUAUAGUCUGGGAACUUCAAAUGCCAGUGAAGAUCUUUGUGAGCCAUGGAAGGUAUGUGUAAGGGAUUUUAAUUUCAUUUAAUGCCUGAUGGUGGAUCAAAUGCAUAGGCCUGUGUGUCAAUUGAAGACCUGGAACAUAAAAUAGCAAAGCAAACUGAAAGACUUCUAAGAUAAAACAUUUUGAUAAAUAGGACAUUAUGGCCAGCUUGUCUCUUGCAGGAUAUUAUUUGGUCUCUUACACAUUCAGCUAAGAUCCAGGUGCCCAGCUAACAACAUUCCCACACUUUUAGAGAACAUUCCCUUAAGAGUCUCAUUAGAUCAUUACCCAGUGGUGUAAAGUACUUAAGUAAAAAUACUUGAAAGUACUACUUAAGUCAUUUUUGGGGGAUAUCUGUACUUUACUUUUAAUUUUCUUUAGGAAUGUAGUGAAGUUAAAGUAUGUAUUUUUUGCUCCAUACAUUCUCCCUGACUUCCAAAAGUACAUUGCAUUUUGAAUGCUUAUCAGGACAAUGGUCUAAUUCACACAAUUAUAUCAAGAGAACAUCUCUGGUCAUUCCUACUGCCUCUGAUCUGACUAAACACAUGCUUUAUUUGUAAAUUAUGUCUAAGUGUUGGAGCGUGCCCCUGGCUAUGCACAUAUUUAAAAAAAAAAAAA
This is a messenger RNA of Oncorhynchus masou masou (cherry salmon), 11390 nucleotides long. RefSeq names its product cadherin-23-like. The record is from RefSeq and is a predicted model, not a curated record. Gene Ontology annotation, biological process: homophilic cell-cell adhesion. The transcript is spliced from 68 exons. Gene Ontology annotation, cellular component: catenin complex; plasma membrane; cell-cell junction. Lineage: Eukaryota; Metazoa; Chordata; Actinopteri; Salmoniformes; Salmonidae. The coding region runs from base 330 to 10556 and encodes 3408 amino acids. Gene Ontology annotation, molecular function: cadherin binding; calcium ion binding.